AAAUGUCCUUUUUGGAAGCAAGAUAACCAACCUGAGCGCACGUGCUACCUGCCUUCUUCUAAUCCAAUCUGAUGUUCGACAAUUGACGCUCCGCGCCCUGAGAGCACCGCGCCUGCAGUUCAAUGACACCUCUACCUGGUCAAUCCGACAGAAGCAACGUUUCUUUUCUUUCCGGAUCGCUGCAAUAUAAUUAAAACAUGUAUCGGUAAUUAUUUAACCUGCACGAUCUGCUGAACGAGGACUAGGAGGAUGGAUUAAAGGAGGAGAAAAGCGAACAUGAAAGCUCCUUUGCCAUGUCUAAGACAGCGGUGAAGAAGCUGCACUGGCGUUCCAGGGUGCAGGACAGCUUCGUCCCCUUGCUGGACUCGUCGGGGGAGCUGGGUAUCGCCAUUGGCGGAGGAGCAGACUAUGGAGAGUUUCCUUUUGUCACGUCGGCUCCAGGAGGUGGAAUCACAGUGGGGGAUGUCAUCCUAGAGAUUGGGGGAACACCGGUAUUGGGAAUGACAUUAGGAGAUGUCCGUGGUGUCCUCAACUCCUGCCCUCAUCCAAUCCGCAUCAAAACUGUGUCACCAGGCUCCACAUUGUGCAAGGAUCUCAGGUUGUAUCUGAGCAAAUGUUUCACGCCCAGCUCGCUGGACAGCCAACUUCAGCAGGUCAUCCGAGAGAACCUCUACCUCCGCGCUGUACCUUGUACAACCAGACAGCCUAGAGAUGGGGAAAUCGCAGGUGUAGACUACAACUUUGUCACCAUUGAGGAGUUCUUCUCCUUGGAGGAGUUGGGAGCACUUCUGGAGAGUGGAAAGUCCAAAGGUAAUUACUACGGCACACCUCGGCCCCUUCACAUCAGUGCAGAGAGCCCCCCCAUCACCUAUCAGGAACAUCGCAACCUGCUCAGAAACUUCCGCACACGCAGCAAAUCACUCAGCAACCUAGAGAAGGCAGCAGAGGACGGCGAGAACAGUGAGGAAGACUCAGGUCUGUCAGGAGGCUCUGCAGGUGUUAGCAGCAGCAUUCCUACUAGCCAUCGGUCCCCCGGGCGGCCUCGGGCGUCCAGCAGCGGGGAUGGUCGUGUUCUAGAGAACGGGAUCAUCGGCAGCAGAAGCGGUGCCAGGGUGAGAGGUGUGAUGCCUGAUCACUGGGAGCAGGCCUUCAGUGACACAGGAGAGUCUCACUACAUAGAUCGCAACCCCAAGAGGAGCAACUGGCGGAGUCCUCGAGGCUCAAGCCGGGAGACCGUCUACAAAUAUGAGUGGUUCACGGACCAGCCUGGGGAGCUCAGGGGUUUCCCUGUGCACACGCACUUGAUCAAGGGCUCCAGGGGGUUUGGUUUCAAUAUUGUCGGGGGCAGCAGGCCAAGAGAGUUCCUCCAGGUCUACAGUGUGACUGAAAGUGGACCCUCAGCACUCAAAACAGCGGACAUCCUGGUGUACAUCAAUGACGUUUGUGUGUUGGGAGUGUCUCACAAAGAGGUGGUAGAGAUGCUGAAGUCGGUCCCUGUGGGCCACAGUGUGGACGUAGAGGUUAGAAGAGGGUAUCCCAUGCUCUACACCCCUGAUGGUUGUCCCAAGCAGCCGCCGCCAACGCUACUGGACAGCGGGGACCCAAUACGACCACCCACCACCACCCAGCCGCAGCCUCUUCACCAACUACCUCGCCUCCCGACACCCACUCCCCCCACCUAUCACUUUAACUAUAACGGGGUCCACGGUGACAGGAGCUACAUGGAACCAGGGGUGACUCUAGACGCCAAUGGAAAUGCCAUGUCUUUUGCUACCAAACAGUCGCCCUUAUACAGACGCUCCAGUAUGAGCAACUCUGCCUCUCCCCUGCCUGUGCGUCCUCCCCGUUCACUGAGAAGUUUGGCCAGGCUGCAGUCUUUUGACCCAACGCUCGCCAGCCAGAGUGACAGUGAAGUUGUUUCUGCUGUUGGUUCACACAGGGCAUCAAUGGGCCGUAAUCACAACAACAACUCCCUCUCAGCGCCCCCUCAUCCUUAUCGUUUCGGCACGUUGAAGUCGUCUGAGAGUGACCUGUCCACCUGCACCCUGUCGGGGUCCCGGCUUCCCCUGCCUCAGUCACCGAGGAGGCCCUCCUCCUCCCCCGGGGGCCCCCACAGCGCUCACUCCCGCCUCUUCAGACCGCAUACCUCCCACCUCAGACCCCCUCCCACCCCCGACAGCCCCCGCCAUUACCACGGCUUCAACAGUUUCCAUGCCAACACCAGCCCCACUGCGAGUCCCAGCAGUGUGUCCUCCCCUGGGGCGAUGAGUGUGUGCAAUGGAGUUGGCAGUUUCAGCGGAGGGGAGCUGGUGCCAGUGGCCUUGGCCCAGACCGAAGGAGACCAAGGACUCGGCUUCAGUGUGACAGCUGGCAGUGCAGGAGGCAGGAUGACGAUAGUGGAAAGAGUCUGGGACAGGAAGCAGUGCAACUCCCUGCAGCCAGGGGAUGCUAUUGUCAAAAUCAACGGAGCAGAUGUUCAGAGUCUUAGUUUUGCACAGGUACAAACCGUUCUCCAGGAACACACCAAACAGGCAGAAGUCAUCUUGUUGAUUUACAGAGGAGGCAUCUAUCAUCCAACCAUCUCCCCCGGCUCUAAUCGGAGACUCCCCCCGCCUCUCCUCCACCCCCCUCCUCCACCUGUUGGUUCGGACAUCUCCUUUGUGCUGCCAGAAGUGCUGCAUGUGCCCCGUACCUCCAUCAGCAACCCUCCCUCCCCAGCCCCGAUGCGCUCCCCGCUAGUCCAGAGCACCAGUUUCCUGGAGUCGAUUCCAGUGACCCUGACAAUGGAACCCAAAGACUGGAUGAACACCGGCCUGGAGGACGAGGCGGGCGGUGUCACAGGGCCUGACUCAGGUCUGGAGAGGCAGGGCGGUGAACAAACUCGGCCGCUCCGAGGGUUUGACGUGGAGCUGAGGAGGAAGCCAGGAGAGGGCUUUGGGUUCGUCAUCGCCUCUCAGGACGUGGACAAUGUAAAAGCGGCUUCGCUUCUCCCUCACCGGUUUGUGACGGUACGUCGAGGCAGCCCGGCGGCCAAGAGUGGUCAGAUCCGGACUGGAGACCGACUAGAGGCAGUGGAGGGACGCCCGGUGGUGACUCUGCCUCAUCGGGAACUUGCUCAGAUCCUUCGUCGAGCGGGAAACACUCUGCGCCUCACCAUUGUCCCCCGUCCCAGCACCCAUUCCUCAAGCCUUUCAGAAACCACUGAGUUUGACUCCAGUCACAAAAGAAAGGGUCAGAGGUCCCGUCCAAAGCGUGACUCCAGGUAUUACAGUGUAGACCUGGAUCGUGGCCCGUCCGGCUUCGGCUUCAGCCUCAGAGGGGGCAGCGAGUACAACAUGGGUCUCUACGUCCUGGGACUGAUGGAGGGGGGCCCGGCCUCACGGAGCAUAAAAAUACAGGUCAGCGAUCAGCUGGUGGAGAUCAAUGGGGACAGUACAGCAGGGAUUACCCACAGCCAGGCGGUGGAGCAGAUCCGCAGAGGAGGUCACCGCAUCCACCUGGUCCUCAAGAGAGGAAACGGCUACGUGCCCGACUAUGGCCGUGAGCACAGAAUCACCUCCCCCUCCCUCCUGCAUAACCCCAAGGAGCAGGGUUUGGCUGCAGUAGACUCCACCGGGCGGAAGGGGCACAGCUCCAAGAAGAAGAAGAGGAGAAGCAGGUCUUCAAAUGGACUCGAAAAGGAGAAAGUGUCGGGAAGGAGCAGGCGAAGACGGGGCUCAGAGGGAAGAGGUCGCUCUGGUUUACAAAGCCCCGUCUCUGAGCUGGGAGAGAGGGCUCAGGAAGCCAGGGACAAGAGGAGGAGGAGAAAAAUAGGGUCUCAGAGUUUACCCAGAGGUGCCCUCAGAAAUCAUGAUGAUAGUGACACAGACAGAGGGACAGUGAGGGGAAGGAAAAGAGAGAGGAAGAGACGGCGGAGCAAGAGCAGAGAGAGGAAAAGUAAAAGUGAGGAGAGGGUGAGGAAGACAGAGGGUGAAGAGCCUGAGGAGGAAGAGCAGGGGGUGCCUGCUGUUGAGGAGAAGGUGGAAGAAAAGGUGGAGGAGGUUGAAGAGGUGGAGGAGAGAGUCAGUUCAGAGAGAGACGAGAGUGAAGACGACGUUAUCUUACCCAUUCCAAGUCCGAACCAAAAGAUUCCCAGACCCAAACAAAACUCGGAGGUGGAGGGCGAAGAAAACUGGGGCAUAGCAGCAGAGUACAGGGAACUGUGGAAAGAGACGGAGCAGGAGAGGCCAUGGGAUGAUGACAGGGGUGAAAGUAGAGAGACAGAACUGAAUGAGGAUCAGAAAGACGAUGAUGCACGGAGCUGGCGUAUCGAGAAGCCUGCUGUGGUAGAUCCGGUGUCAGAGAGAAAGUCCUUCUCCUUCCUCACCUCCACACUGUCCACAGAGCAGCUGUGGGAUGAUGAGUCAGAGUCUGGAGGCAGUCAAUCUGACGGCAGCGUGUCUGCUGCCAGCAUCUCAGGCCUCUCUCUGGCCGCCACAGAAGCCGGCGGGCGCAGGGCCGAGGUGCUCCCGGGCCCUUGGCUCACACCCGGCCAGCGGAGGGUGGCUCCGGUCGCGGAGGGGAACAGGAGCCCCGUGAGGCGGACAGGGCAGGGAGGAGGGAGGAGCGCUGUCUCUUGACUUUUAACAGGAAGGAGAGCAUGCAGCAGCUGAAUGAUACAGUAACAGAUUCUAUCAGUCUCACGCUGUUCGGCCUCGACUUGUUUUUCUGCAGCUACCCACACUACCAACAUUUACUCUCAGUCACUUUGAUAUCUACAGUAGUAUGAAGUCAUAUUCUUUGUGCCUUUUUACAGCUGACCUCUGGCUGAUAUUAAAUGUCGAUCACAUUUUAACUUGUAAAUGACACCAACAUGGUAAAGUUACGUCUGUUCUGCUGGUGAAACAACAUUAACAUUGUCUUUCUUCCUUUGUCUAAGGCACUGUCGCCCUCAUUAUGUUUCACUCCUCUCAGCAUUUUGUUAUAGAUGUUUCCAUGAUGACAAGGUAUUUCAUACACCUUGUUUAAACCUACUUCCCCUCUCUCACUCUCUCUCUGCAUCUGUCUUCACUGUACUUUAGCAGAGUAAUCCUCUCUGAAGUACCACCCCUACUGUACAAAGACUGCAUAGACAUUCACUUAUACCUCAUGAAGAUAAUAACAGCAAUAAUAAUGCAACUGACUUAGACUAUCAGCCGUACAUUUCCACUGCACCACGUCGAUCUGGGAGGAAACGGUGUGACAUGCUUGUACAAUAUCCUCUUUGUCUUAUGUGGACACCUGCGUCAAGUUGUGACGUUCAAUGUAACUGAAUAUUUGAUUGUGUUAAUGCAAAUCCCUUUUGACAGCAGGUGUCAAAUCUAUAUUCUGUAAAUAUUUGUACAGAAAUAAAUAACAGAUCCUAUUGUAAAUACUAUACUAACUGGAGCCCUGAUUUGUAUUACUGUAUUGUAAUACAUCAUAGACUCAUCAUAAGAC
Messenger RNA from Anarrhichthys ocellatus (wolf-eel), 5457 nucleotides. It is a transcript of the gene magixb, whose product is annotated as MAGI family member, X-linked b. The transcript is spliced from 17 exons. The record is from RefSeq and is a predicted model, not a curated record. Gene Ontology annotation, cellular component: cytoplasm; cell-cell junction. Gene Ontology annotation, molecular function: protein binding. Gene Ontology annotation, biological process: signal transduction. Lineage: Eukaryota; Metazoa; Chordata; Actinopteri; Perciformes; Anarhichadidae. Bases 294 to 4619 code for a protein of 1441 amino acids.